GCGAGCUUGCUUCACGGUGCGAGCUUAGAUAACUUGAAAGCAAAAGGCGGAAGGUGCCCGAUCUUAGCCUGAUCUGUGUGCACUCUGGCUCUCUUCACCUGUCUGAUCUUUCUGCUUCUUUUGCAUCAUCAUCUCUCACUGGCGGCGAUGGGCGACACUGUUACGCUUCGUGGCGGCGCCAAGAUGCCCAAGCUGGGGCUGGGCAUGUGGAAGGCGCCAAAGGACGUGACAAGCAGUGUGGUCUACGAGGCCAUCAAGACCGGAUGGAGGCACCUCGACUGCGCUGCGGACUAUGGCAUGCACUCACUAUGCAGAGAGAGAUGCAUGGACAGGCAGAGGAUACAUAUGUGUGCUUGGAUUGUUUGGUUUGUGUGCAGGGAACGAGCAGGAGGUUGGAUUGGGCAUCAAGAAAGCGCUGGAUGAGGGCAUCUGCAAGAGGGAGGACCUCUGGAUCACCACCAAACUGUAGACAGACAGACAGGCAGACAGGCAGACAGGCAGGCAGACAGGCAGACAGACAGGCAGACAGGCAGACAGGCAGACAGACAGGCAGGCAGGCAGACAGGCAGACAGGCAGACAGGCAGACAGGCAGACAGGCAGACAGGCAGACAGGCAGACAGGCAGGCAGGCAGAGAGGCCGACAGGCAGCACGAUUGAGCCCAGCCCAUCUGUCCGUCUGUAUGUCCAUCUUUCUUGGUUCCUUCAGUUGGAACACGUUUCAUGCCAAGGAGCAUGUGCAGCUGGCGUGCGAGAAGUCCCUCAAGGACCUGGGCCUCACCUACCUCGACCUCUACCUCGUCCACUUCCCCAUCUCACUCAAAUUCGUACCCAUCGAAAAGAGGUAGGUACGCCAGCCACACACCAACGGCACCACACGCACUGGGAUCAUUCACGACACGGUCGACGCAGGUAUCCGCCCGAGUGGACGCACGACCCCGAUGCGGCCAAGCCCAAGAUGGAGCUGGCUGACGUGCCCUUGCGUGAGACGUGGGCUGCGAUGGAGGAGCUCAAGGCCAAGGGGCUGGUCAAGAACAUCGGCGUGUCCAACUGCAACUGCAUCGCUCUCAUGGAACUCAUGAAGGAGACCAAGGACCCGCCGGCCGUCAACCAGGUCAGAUGGAGGGAGAUUGACGGCCGCCUGUGGAGGCACUAGGGAUGUGUGUGUGUGUUGUGGUGCUGUGAUGGGUUGUUGUUGGUGGUCAGGUUGAGCUGCAUCCGUAUUUGACACAGGAGCGGCUGCUCAAGUUCUGCGACAUGGUCGGCAUUCACGUGACCGGUUAUUCGCCACUCGGUCAGCACAUGGCAGCAGCAGCCACUCUACCGUCUGAGUGUAUAUUGGUUGUCCUGCCUGCAGGUUCUCCGAGUUAUGUGACCAUCGGCAUGGCUGGCGCCAACGAGUCGGUCAUGGAGGAGCCCCUCAUCAAACAACUCGCACAGAAGUACAACAAGUCACCCGCACAGGUACACCACACCACACAAACCGCACCAAAUGCACGACGACAAGCUGUCAGUGCAUUCGCUUCCAUCUGUGUGUGUCCAUGUGCGUCAGAUUGUGUUGCGUUGGGGCCUGCAGCGGGCCAACUGUUCCAUCGUGCCCAAGACGGCCUCCGUCAACCGCCUCAAGGAGAACUUGGCCCUCUUCGACUUCUCACUCUCCGAGGACGACAUCAAACAGAUCUCCGCUCUCAACCGAAACAGGUACGCCCUGAGUGGGCGGACGGGUGGAUGCCUAGAAACACUGUGUGUGUUGGGGUGUGGUGUGUUGGCACAGGCGUUAUAACGACCCUGGUUCGUAUACCGAGAGGGAGUUUAGCCAGUACUGGCCGAUAUUCGACUAGAGAGAGGGGGAGAGGAUGUGUGGACUGUAGAAUCGGCCGUGGAAUUAAGGGCUGCUCGUGUGCGCGGGAGACAACUUUAUUGUCCGUGGUGGCGCUUCAUGGCUGCGUGGUGAGACUGACUCGCCGUCAGACAUUACAUGCUGCGUGCAUCCCUUCAUGAUGAGUCGACUCGUAGCUAAUUGUGUC
Molecule: messenger RNA, 2025 nt
Organism: Vitrella brassicaformis
Lineage: Eukaryota; Vitrellaceae
Source: the annotation of a GenBank genome assembly